Messenger RNA from Patiria miniata (bat star), 1302 nucleotides. It is a transcript of the gene psmd13, whose product is annotated as 26S proteasome non-ATPase regulatory subunit 13-like. NCBI's taxonomy places the organism in Eukaryota, Metazoa, Echinodermata, Asteroidea, Valvatida, Asterinidae. Gene Ontology annotation, cellular component: cytosol; proteasome regulatory particle, lid subcomplex; nucleus. Gene Ontology annotation, biological process: ubiquitin-dependent protein catabolic process. Bases 32 to 1207 code for a protein of 391 amino acids. Gene Ontology annotation, molecular function: structural molecule activity. The transcript is spliced from 10 exons. The record is from RefSeq and is a predicted model, not a curated record.
CGCCCUCAAGAGGUCAUUUACCAUUGUGUGCAUGUGUGCAGAUAUUUGUGUGAAAGACUCGUCAAAAAUGAAGGACGUUUCGGGUUUUCUCACAGAACAGCAGCGAAAAAGCAGCCCAGAAAUUUCGGCAGAAUGGACGGAAAUGGAAGAGAUGUAUAACAAAAAGCUUUGGCACCAGUUGACACUGAAACUUCUCAAGUUCAUCAAGGAUCCAGCAUUCGCUGAAGGAGAUGGAUUAUUACAGCUUUAUGAGAAUUUCUUGAGCGACUUUGAGCAUCGGAUUAACCCACUGUCUCUGACAGAGAUGGCCAUUAUCAUCGUCAAACAGAUCAAAGAUUACUCAGAAGCACUGGCUUUCUUGGAUAAAAUCAAAGACAAAGUCAAGAGCAAUGAUGAAGCAGUGGUUCUAUGCAUGACCUGCUCGGCCAUGAUGAAACUAGGGGUCAAUGACCUGGAAGGAACCAAGGUUUUAGUUGAAGAGGCACAGGAGAAGCUGGACAACCAGGACGGCAUCACGACGGUUCACGGCCGCUUCUACAACCUGUCUAGUAAUUACUACAAGCUCAUGGGAGACUAUGCCAAGUACUAUCGGGAUGCUCUCCGGUUCCUAGGAGUCACCAAGCUGGAAGAUAUUGGGGCGGAUGAAAAGAAGGAGCGAGCCUUCAACUUAUCACUAGCUGCUCUGCUCGGAGAAGGGAUCUACAACUUUGGAGAACUGCUUGCACAUCCUAUUCUGGAGACCCUUGCCGCAUCCGACAAGAAGUGGCUGGUUGAUUUGCUCUAUGCCUUCAACAGCGGUAACCUGGACCAGUUUGAGUCUACCACGACCGUCUGGAAACAACAGCCUGACCUCGCAGUCAGCGAGCUACCAUUGAGACAGAAGAUCUCCCUCUUGUGUCUGAUGGAGAUGACCUUCAAGCGACCCGCCGACAAUCGCAGUAUCUCGUUUGAGGAGAUUGCCCGCGAGGCUAAACUGCCACUGAAUGAGGUUGAGAUUCUUGUGAUGAAAGCGUUGUCCCUCGGCCUAGUGAAGGGAUCCAUAGAUCAAGUGGAGCAGAAAGUGCACAUGACAUGGGUACAGCCCAGGGUGCUGGAUAUACAACAGAUUUCCACAAUGCAAGAUAAACUACAACACUGGUGUAAGGACGUCAAGAACAUGCAGAUAUUACUGGAAGACAAGGCGCAUGACAUUAUUGAUAGGAUGUAGACAUGGUAGAUAGCAAGAAUCUAGGUUGUUUACUUAGGACAAGAUUGUAAUGACAGGUGUUUGUAAGUAGGCAAUGAUGUCUCCCUCCCAACCCC